Messenger RNA from Copidosoma floridanum, 3502 nucleotides. It is a transcript of the gene Opa1, whose product is annotated as Opa1 mitochondrial dynamin like GTPase. Gene Ontology annotation, molecular function: GTPase activity; microtubule binding; GTP binding. Gene Ontology annotation, cellular component: mitochondrial intermembrane space; cytoplasm; microtubule. The record is from RefSeq and is a predicted model, not a curated record. Lineage: Eukaryota; Metazoa; Arthropoda; Insecta; Hymenoptera; Encyrtidae. Gene Ontology annotation, biological process: endocytosis; peroxisome fission; mitochondrial fission.
AACUGAUUUUUAAGGAUUUUUAUUGAGUGAUCUCAUAUAUUUUUUUUAUUUGAACCUAUACUUAAUCUCAGUUUCGUUCUACGUAAAUCACUUAUCAACUCUUGUUAGAAUGAAACAAAUACUGUGCGGAAAGUUUGGGACCAGCAUUCUAUUGAUAUCCAAAUCGUCCAGGUACCCACUGUCCAUAAUUAGCACACGGAAUUUGACAUAUGGAAAGUUCAAGUACUGCAAACCGCUUUUAGCAUCUCCUCAGACACGUAUCCUUGUAAACUCGCAGAGAAGACAGAUUAUGAUAGUUGCUAAAAUUUUAAGAGGAGCACUAAAAAUACGAUAUCUCUUGCUUGGUGGUGCAGUUGGGGGAAGUGUCACUUUACAAAAAAAAUAUGAUCAGUGGAAAGAUGGACUACCCGAUGUGUCUUGGAUAAACAAUCUUCUUCCAAAUGAUCAGCAGUGGAGAGAUCUCAGAGCCUCUUUGUUAGAUAUUAAAAACACCGUGUCUGAUAAAAUCGAAUUAGAUCCCCGAAUAAAGGAGAUUGGGGAAGCCAAAUACAAAGAAUACACGCUGUGGUUUAAUCAAAGAUUAGACGAUGCCAUUAAAGCUGCUCAGUCUAAUAAAAAUGAUGACUAUAAUAACAAUAAUACCGAUUCAUCUAAGCGUGAAAUUGAAGUGAUCACAGCCUUUGCAAACCAAGUUUAUUCAGAUGUGAAGGGUGAGAUAACGAAGAAUACAGUAGCGUUUGCCUUGCCUGCAGCUGAAAGCGAUGAAAGACGAAAAUCCCAAUCUUCGAAACAAAGAAUAGAUGAAAUGCAAGAUGACGUGAUGAAAAUUCAAUUGAAGUAUCAGCGAGAACUUGAAAGGCUCGAGCGUGAAAAUAAAGAGCUCCGAAAACAGAUGUUACUUCGUGGUAGUCUCAAACAAACAAAUCGAAAGAUAAAAAAAUCUCUCAUUGACAUGUACAGUGAUGUACUGGAUGAGCUAAACGAUUACGAUAGUGCAUACUCCACAGCUGAUCAUUUACCACGAGUCGUCGUAGUCGGCGAUCAAAGUUCCGGAAAAACUUCAGUUCUCGAAAUGAUUGCUCAAGCUCGUAUAUUCCCAAGAGGUGGAGGUGAAAUGAUGACAAGAGCUCCCGUAAAAGUUACUCUGAGCGAAGGUCCAUAUCAUAUCGCCCAAUUUAAGGAUAGCACAAGAGAAUUCGAUUUGACAAAAGAAUCUGAAUUGGCUGAACUUCGUCGGGAAGUUGAGUUGCGCAUGAAAAAUAGUGUUAAGGGCGGAAAAACUGUCAGUCAGGACGUUAUUGCCAUGACUGUAAAAGGACCCGGACUGCCUCGAAUGGUUUUGGUUGACUUACCUGGAAUUAUUAGCACAGUUACUACUGAAAUGGCAGAGGAUACUCGUGAUGCCAUACGUCAUAUGACUCAACAAUACAUGAGUAAUCCGAAUGCUAUUAUUCUCUGUAUCCAGGAUGGAUCUGUUGAUGCAGAAAGAAGUAAUGUCACAGAUUUGGUUGCACAAAUGGAUCCUGCUGGCAAACGAACUAUUUUUGUCCUCACAAAAGUAGAUAUAGCUGAAGAAAAUUUGACAAAUCCAGAACGUCUAAAAAAAAUUUUGUCUGGAAAAUUAUUCCCUAUGAAAGCCUUGGGGUACUUUGCCGUCGUUACUGGCCGAGGCAGGCAAGACGAUAGUAUUCAGACAAUAAAGGAUUACGAAGAGCGCUUUUUCAGGAAUUCUAAAUUAUUUAAGGAUGGUUUGGCAAUGUCCGGUCAAGUUACCACUAGAAAUUUAAGUUUAGCAGUUGCCGAGUGCUUCUGGAAAAUGGUGCGGGAAACUGUUGAACAGCAAGCUGAUGCUUUCAAAGCCACGAGAUUUAAUUUAGAAACGGAAUGGAAAAAUAAUUUUCCCAGAUUACGCGAAUUAGAUAGGGAUGAGCUUUUUGAAAAAGCUAGAGGUGAAAUUUUGGAUGAAAUCGUGAAUUUGUCCCAAGUUUCUCCAAGGCACUGGGAAGAAGUGUUAAUGAACCGCUUGUGGGAUAAAGUUAGUAUGCACGUUUUUGAAAACAUAUACUUGCCUGCAGCCCAAUCUGGAAAUCCAGGUACUUUUAACACGACCGUUGAUAUAAAAUUGAGGCAGUGGGCGGAACAGCAAUUGCCUUUAAAAAGUGUUGAAACAGGAUGGGAGUGUUUGCAAAAAGAAUUUCAGAAUUUCAUGGUACAGGCUAGAUUGAGUGCUGAUCAUGAUGAUAUUUUUGAUAACUUGAAGAAUGCAGUUGUGCAAGAAGCUAUAGCCAGGCAUACUUGGGAAGAUAAGGCAUCGGAAAUGUUGCGAGUCAUUCAGUUAAAUACUUUGGAAGAUAGAAGUGUUAGCGACAAGAGGGAUUGGGACCAGGCAGUCCGUUUUAUCGAAACCUCCGUUAAAGAAAAACUUCAGAGCACCGAGCAAAUUUUACGUGGUAUGCUGGGACCCAGUCGAAAGGAGCGGUGGUUGUAUUGGCAAUAUCAAACGGAGGAUCAGCAGAAGCGAAAUAGUGUAAAAAGUGAACUAGAUAAAAUUUUGUACGCCGAUAAGAAUCAUGCACCAACGUUAACGCAAGACGAACUGAUAACGGUCAAAAAGAAUUUACAGCGCAGUGGGCUGGACGUCGAUAAUGAGUUUAUUCGGGAAACAUGGCACCCGGUGUAUAGGCGAUUUUUCUUACAGCAAAGCUUAUCUCGAGCGUACGAUUGCAGAAAAGGUUUUUAUCUCUAUCACACGGGACAUGAUUCAGAGAUGGAAUGUAGUGACGUUGUAUUAUUUUGGCGUAUUCAGCAAAUGUUGAAAGUAACCGCAAAUGCACUUAGACAACAGAUCAUGAACAGAGAAGCACGCCGACUUGAUAAAGAAAUCAAAGAGGUCCUUGAAGAUUAUAGUCAAGAUAGUGAAAUCAAACAAAAGCUACUCACGGGCAGGAGAGUCACUCUUGCCGAGGAAUUAAAACGCGUUAGGCAAAUUCAAGAAAAACUCGAAGAAUUCAUCCAAGCAUUGAAUAAAGAAAAGUGAACGCCCCCAUAAACUUAUGCUAGUGCUUCAACUUCUAUUGAUAACUCUCUGAGUUGUAAAUGAAAAGUGGAUAUCGAUUAAGCGAAUAAAGUAAGUUACCAUCGUUUUCAGAGCUGUGAGAAUUGACACUUGUCGAUCAAGCGAAAUUUUACGUAGUUUGUUAUCAAACAAAUGGUAACGAGUCACAAAAACACAUUGUUAGUCAUAUACAAAGAAGAGAAAUGCGUUUUUGCAUUCGGUAAUGGAGUCGGAUGUACGAGUAAUGAAAUAUGACAAAGUUUUAGUGUAAAUUGUAUUAGAAUUAAAUUAGGAAUGGCGUAUAUCUAAAAUAAUUAAUUUUUGUUAUAACUUAGUUAUUGAAAAGCAAAAUUCUUUUUUUCAACUUUAAAAAGUAAUUGUGUCGAAAGGUUCGCAUAUUUAUUAUGAUGAAUUUUGUGCACUUUAUACUUCCGAAAUUUUUCAAUA